Molecule: messenger RNA, 3523 nt
Organism: Syngnathus typhle (broad-nosed pipefish)
Lineage: Eukaryota; Metazoa; Chordata; Actinopteri; Syngnathiformes; Syngnathidae
Product: fibroblast growth factor 13-like
Exons: 5
Coding region: 1676-2410 (244 amino acids)
Biological process (GO): cell differentiation; positive regulation of gene expression; fibroblast growth factor receptor signaling pathway
Cellular component (GO): cytoplasm
Molecular function (GO): growth factor activity; fibroblast growth factor receptor binding
Source: RefSeq, a predicted model, not a curated record
GAGAGAAUCGAGCGCUCGCAACUUCCGCGACUGGCCGACGGGAAGUUGCCAAAUACCACAAAUGCCAGGAGCGCAGAGGCUCCGGAGCUCCGCUGGCGCAGCAUGACCUUCCCUCUUCGCAGAUCCACCUCAGGUAGGGUGGACGGGACGGAAUGAACGGGGCAAAGCUCGACCCGGGAUAGCUUUUUUUGGUUAAGUCGAGUCUAAGUUGUGGUAGAGGAAACCAGAGGAAAAUUCUUGAUGGCUUGGGUGGAUGUUCUCAGUGGAUCUCAGAGCCAAGUGAAGCCAUGGCUUUUGGAGGGAUUUGAGAGGGUCUGGGCAAGUCGAAUUUUACAGUGGCACAGCUUUGGUGUAGUACCACUUUGGGCCACAAAGCCGGCAGGCAGCACUGAGCUCUCCUGGAUAUUUACAGUGACUGUACCAUCUAUGAUAAUUCCCGUUAGCAUUUCUAAGGAAUUUUACAUCAUCCGGUAGCAUUAAGAUAGUGGAUGUUAUAGAACAAAGUAUUUUAAUAAAUGUUUUGAGAGAAGUUUGAAAAUAGCGAGUUGUUUUUCCUCUUUGUUUUCCGCUUUUGGAGUGGGAAGCUGCUGCUUGCUCUUUUUCUUGCGUUGCAAACUUGCCGCCCUGAGCCAGGUGAGAAGUGGCUUUUGGCUUGCGACUCGGUGCAGCUCCCUCUGGUGGACACCGCGAGGUACAAGUCACGUUGCAAAGCGAUGGAUGAAGCGGAAACGUGCGUCUUGAAGUUCGUCCGUUUUUUUCUUUUGUGUGUGUGUCUGUGUGUGUGUGUGUGUGAAAGUGACAAUGCGCUUUUGAGGGUGGGGUGUCUUUUUUUAGUUUCUUUUAGACAGGCCCUGUGAGUGCAUGCUAAUGUGUCUGACUGGUCUUUUCAGUGUGAGAGAGAGAGAGUGCGUGUUGCAGAGGUCUCCUUGCAGCGCCUCUGCACCAAAACAGCAGCACAUCCCCGCCCCUUCACAAGCCCCCACCCCUACUCCUGCAGCUUCCUCCAUCUUCCUUCGUGCUCACGCCCCCCCCCCCCGCCUUUUUUUGUGAAUGCUGCUUAGUUUCAUUGACAAAUAGAAGGACUGGAGGGGGGCAGGUGUGUGUGUGUGUGGGGGGGGGGGGAGUACUUGCAAGGAGGGCUCACUGCAGCUGCGCAACAGCUUCAUCACAAACACACAUAGCCACGCAUACAUGCUUGCACACACGUGCACACAAAUGCUGUUGCUCACACACACAACACAUACAUUCACACAUACACGUCCAAACUAGAACGUAUACGAAAAAAAGUCACACACAACACUCACACAAAAACACACACACACACACUCACAAAACGAACUGCUUCUCACACACACACAUUCUCACCCCCAAAGAGCCACGCAUGCACUCUGUGACACACACCUUCAGAUGCAAGAGCAGAUGCUCGGAUGUGGACGGAGGUCGUCCGGACUGAGGGGCGUCGCCGCGGCAACCAGGCUACGCGGGGGGGCCGCGGCAGUCUGAGGAGCCGGUGCAGGAGCCGGCAGGAGGGGGCGAGGCGGGCGGGGGUCGUCGGGGGUCUUUACCAGAUUCUUGAAGCGCGCCGAUGGACGUGAGGACGUGUGGGCGCGCAGCGGCCGCUGACGCCUCCGGGCCGUGAACAUCUCACCUUGCCUCGCCCCCCCCCUGGGCUCCCAUGUCGCGCGCGGCGGCCAUCGCCAGCUCGCUGAUGCGCCAGAAGCGGCAAGCGCGGGAACGUGAGAAGACUAGCGCGUGCCGCGCAGGCGAGGCCAACGACAGCGCUGGCAGCAAAUUGAACGUGUUCGCGCGCGUCAACUUGUUUGGCGCCCGCAAGAAGAGGAAGAGGAGGAGGCCGCCAGAGCCGCAGCUGAAAGGCAUCGUGACGCGGCUGUCAAGUCGGCAGGGCUUCCAGCUGCAGCUUCAGCCCGAUGGCACCAUCGAUGGAACCAAAGAAGAAGACGCCGCCUACGCCGUGUUCAAUCUGAUCCCCGUGGGACUUCGUGUGGUCGCCAUCCAAGGCGUCCAAACCAAACAGUACCUGGCCAUGAACAGCGAGGGCUUCCUCUACACUUCCGAACACUUCACGCCCGAGUGCAAGUUCAAGGAGUCAGUGUUCGAGAACUACUACGUGACCUACUCGUCCAUGAUGUACCGCCAGCAGGCGUCGGGCCGAGCCUGGUACUUGGGACUCGACAAGGAGGGCGCCAUCAUGAAAGGCAACCACGUCAAGAAGAACAAGGCCGCCGCCCACUUCAUUCCCAAACCGCUUAAAGUGGCCAUGUACAGAGAGCCGUCCCUUCACGACCUGACCGAGCUGUCGCGUUCAAGCAGCGGCACACCGACUAAAAGUCGCUCCGCUUCGGCUCUACUCAAUGGAGGGAAGUCGCCUAGCAACAACGAUCUGUCCUAGCCCCACCCUCGCCUGCUCAAGCCCACCCCACACGCACACAAACACACACAAACACACGGUCUGCGUUGGGAAUCAUUCACUCCUUUUCUAUCAGAUGCAGACGGCGAAUUCAACAGUCAUCACUACGGCGUGAUUUUUCUACAGUGGACCUUGAGAGCUCCCCAAAAAAGAUCUUCUGCGUUGGCAAUCAUUUGCUCAUUCCCAGUCAACGCGCACGUAAGGCAGAUUUGAUUCUGGAAAGCAACUUUUGAGCCACCGUCCGUUUUGGAGGGGAGGGGCCUAUCUUCUCCUCAUGCUCAUCACGCCCCAGCCGCACACGGGCCUGCAAAGACAAUCGUCUGACAGACUGAAGACGCAUCCAAAGAGGAAGGCGGGCUGUUGCUAAGGAACAGACGGCCAUGUUUACACGGAGCCGGUGGCGGCCAUCUUUGUAGCUGUUAGCGAGGUGUGGCGCGUGCCCGCGAGCUGCGACGUUUACAAGCCCGCCUUGCUCUUCACGAGACAAUUCUUGGCAAACCAUAACAAGGCAUCUUGCACACUCGUUUGGACAUUCCAAGAAUGAGCCCUUUUCGCAAGCUUUCCAUGACAAACUGAAUGAAAAAUUGCCCUACUGGUACUACAUUUUGCAACCUAGUCAAAUAACGUCAAAUUACUCAUUCGGGACAGAUCCAAGUCAAAGCAUUCCAACUUCAACUUGUUCCGCUCACUCAGGACAUUUGCGCUUUUCCUAAUCACUCACUACUUUGCUAUGUUAGCAUGGCAGCCGUGAGCAACCAACUCCGCCCCCAGCUCCGAUUGCACAUUUCUUCCAUUUCAAAGAAAUCUCCAGCACUGGAGUGCCACGUCGCAACUUCUCCGCAAAUGGCGUCGUCUUUUUUGCUUCCUUAGUUUGCUCCAGUUUGUGCCCCGGUGCUUGUCUUGCCGCAUGAGCGCUCGCUCGCUGACGUCCGGCCUCGUAUCAGCAUGCCGAGGUUGCCCAUUAUGUUUACGCUCGCCGGAGGGUGCCAGUGAGCCACAAGGGACAAACCAGAACUCUCGCGACGGGGACCAACGAGAAAGCGGUGGCGGCCGACGGCGGAGCGCCGAACCCUUUCCUUCCCGCUGUGGACUGAA